Molecule: messenger RNA, 972 nt
Organism: Drosophila ananassae
Lineage: Eukaryota; Metazoa; Arthropoda; Insecta; Diptera; Drosophilidae
Product: ribose-phosphate pyrophosphokinase 2
Exons: 1
Coding region: 1-972 (323 amino acids)
Biological process (GO): purine nucleotide biosynthetic process; 5-phosphoribose 1-diphosphate biosynthetic process
Cellular component (GO): cytoplasm; ribose phosphate diphosphokinase complex
Molecular function (GO): ribose phosphate diphosphokinase activity; magnesium ion binding
Source: RefSeq, a predicted model, not a curated record
AUGCACCCGCUGGUGGUGCUGUCCGGCUCCUCGCAUCCCGAGUUGGCUGACUUGGUGGCCGAGGGUCUGGGUCUCGGAGUGAGCCGGAUUGCGUUGUCGAAGUUCGCCAAUGGGGAGACCAAGGUCAAGUUAAUAGACUCUGUCCGGGAUGCCGACGUCUAUAUCAUCCAGACCAGUACCGAGCCCAUCAACGACAUGCUCAUGGAGCUGAUGAUAAUAGUGCAGGCAUGUCGCUAUGCAAUGGUCCACAAGAUCACGGUCGUAAUGCCGUUGUUCUUCUACUCCAGGCAAGAUCGUAUGGAUGACGGAAAUCAGCCAAUUACGGCCAAGUUGGUGGCCAACAUGUUGCAAAUGGCCGGAGUGAAUCACGUGAUCAGUCUGCAGCUGCACGCUCCUCAAAUCCAGGGCUUCUUCGAUAUUCCCUGUGACAAUCAUUCCAUGGACGGGAUAUUUUCGGCAUGGAUAGUGGAAAACAUUCCCAAAUACCAGGACAUGGUCAUUGUGACCCCGGAUCUUGGCGAAGUCAGACUAGCCUCGGAGAUAGGUCGUUUACUGGGCAAUGAUGUGGCCAUUUUCCAGAAACAUAGAAGGAGGGCUGGCGAGGUCUCGAAAAUGGUUUUGGUGGGAGAUGUCCGCGGGAAAUCGGCCAUAAUCGUGGACGACAUGGUCGAUACGGGUGGGACUUUGUGUCAUGCCGCCCUCCAAUUACAAAGGAGCGGAGCCUUGAAGAUCUAUGCCCUUGUGACUCAUGGCAUUUUCACAGGGAAUGCCGUUCAAAAACUCAAUGAUUCGGCUUUUGAUCUUGUCGUUUGCACUAAUUCGGUUCCUCAAUCCUCUGAUCUGACCACCAAUCCCAAGUUCCGUGUGAUUAAUAUCGCAGAUAUGAUUUCGCAAAGUAUUUUAAAACUGCAGUCCACUCCGCACACGAUUAAACAGACACCACCCCAAUACUGUUACGGUUCAAGCCAAUAA